Messenger RNA from Ictalurus furcatus (blue catfish), 1693 nucleotides. RefSeq names its product protein phosphatase, Mg2+/Mn2+ dependent 1Ka (gene ppm1ka). Gene Ontology annotation, molecular function: cation binding; protein serine/threonine phosphatase activity. The record is from RefSeq and is a predicted model, not a curated record. The transcript is spliced from 7 exons. Lineage: Eukaryota; Metazoa; Chordata; Actinopteri; Siluriformes; Ictaluridae. The coding region runs from base 2 to 1279 and encodes 425 amino acids. Gene Ontology annotation, biological process: protein dephosphorylation.
AAUGCAGACCGCGCUCACAUGCACAAUCACACACACACACGCCGGCUCGGGGAGCUCGUGCAGGGGGUGUAACCACACAGAGAGAGAAUUAAAUAUAAAACUACACCUACACAGGAGUGCCAGGAAAAAAAAAAACAAACCCAGCACACUUCUCACUUUUAAAAUGUCUCUCUCUGCCAUUACCGUCUCCGUUCUUCUCCGCCGCUCGUUCUCCUCGGUUAGCAGGAGUGCUAGCUUGAGUUCAGGCCGGUGUGUGUGUGCAUGCAGGUCGGCAGUGCCUGGGGUCCGCUGGUACGCCGCUGCUCGUUUGGAUUCCGACGGAAGCGGCCGGCCUACCACGUGGGACUCGUUUGGGAUUUGGGACAACCGUAUCGAAGCGCCCAUCCUGUUACCGCCAAGUAUACGCUACGGUAAGCCAAUCCCACGCAUAAGCCUGGACCACGUGGGCUCAGCCUCGCAGAUCGGCCGUCGUCAUGACAACGAGGAUCGGCUCCGUGUAGCUGAGCUCACGCCCUCCACGCUCUACUUCGCUCUGUUUGAUGGACAUGGUGGCGCGCAAGCCGCUGACUUCUGCUACACACACAUGGAGCGCUACAUUAGGAAGGGUCUGGAGAAAGAGUGGGAUCUAGAACGGGUGUUAACAAAAGCCUUCCUACAGGUAGACGCUGCCCUGGCCUCUGAGAUGCAGAUGUACGGCAAUGCCUCUCUGAUGACGGUGGGCACUACGGCAACGGUGGCUUUGCUAAGAGAUGGGAUAGAGCUGGUCGUCGGGAGUGUCGGAGACAGUCGUGCCAUACUGUGCAGGAAGGGUGAAGCAUACACACUCACCAGCGACCAUACGCCCGAGAGAAAGGAUGAAAAACAGAGAAUACGCAAGAGUGGAGGUUUCGUAACAUGGAACAGUCUCGGUCAAGCCAACGUGAACAGCCGCCUGGCGAUGACACGCAGCAUCGGAGAUUUCGACUUAAAGCAAAGCGGUGUUAUCGCAGAACCUGAGACCACUCGUGUAAUAUUACAGCAGUCUCACGACUCGUUUCUGGCCCUGACCACCGACGGCAUAAAUUUCAUCAUGAGCAACCAGGAAAUCUGUGACGUCAUCAGCCAGUGCCACGAUCCUACCGAGGCGGCCCACGUCAUCGCAGAGCAGGCUUUGCAGUACGGCUCUGAUGACAACAGCACGGUCAUUGUGGUUCCGUUCGUAGCAUGGGGAAAACAGCAGAAUUCCCACCAUAGCUACUCCAUGAGCCGAAACUUCGCCUGCAGUGGACGCUGGGCCUGAAAAGUCACCAUCUUUAAAGCUGAACUCUGCUGGAAUGUGUUAUGUAACAUACUGUAGCCUUAACGCUAUGUAUCAAAAGUAUUUUUCGAAAAAGUUUUUCAUAGCAGAUGAUAAUUGACGUAUUAUAUCCAAGGUUAUAUUCGAGUAUCGUUUUUUUUGUAUCCAAUGCUGUUUUCCCUUUUAUAUAUUUCUGGAAACAAUUUGCUACAUUAGCAAUUUGAACAGUAUUUAUGUGACAGCUACUAUAGUGGCGAAUUAAAAACCUGGCCUUCUUGCAGGGCAUAAAUCCUAUGAAUCAUGAGAUGUCCACUGACCCAGUACAAACUGAGUCCUUAUAAAAAACAAAUGGAAAAAGAUUAAAAUAUGAGAACGCAAACACAACGUUGCUGUGGAUUCUUAAAAUAAGACACUUCC